Messenger RNA from Mauremys reevesii (Reeves's turtle), 3821 nucleotides. RefSeq names its product zinc finger protein 777-like. The transcript is spliced from 7 exons. NCBI's taxonomy places the organism in Eukaryota, Metazoa, Chordata, Testudines, Geoemydidae. The record is from RefSeq and is a predicted model, not a curated record. Bases 246 to 2099 code for a protein of 617 amino acids. Gene Ontology annotation, biological process: regulation of transcription by RNA polymerase II. Gene Ontology annotation, molecular function: RNA polymerase II cis-regulatory region sequence-specific DNA binding; DNA-binding transcription factor activity.
CGGAGCUCGGCCGGGCCGGGCCCGCUGGUGAAGCCCCGCCCGCCUCCCCGGGGGGGCCAUGGCCGAGCGGGCCGCUGCCCAGGUCCGGCUCCUGGAAACGCUUCCAGACUUGCACCACUUCUGCCCUGGGAGGAGUCCCCCUGGCUUCGGGCAGCCUGCUCCCACCUGGGGCACUGCUUGGGCAGGUGUCUGCCGCAUUGAUUCCCUACCACGCUCAGGAAUGGGAUGCAGAGUCACAGCGCCUGAUGUCUUCCCAGCCUGAACGAACAUCUGUGCAAACAGCAGAGAUUUCGAUGUGGACCCUAGUGGCUGCCAUCCAAGCUGUGGAGAGGAAGGUGGAUUCGUUUGCUACACGGUUGCUGAGUCUGGAGGGGAGAACUGGGAUGGCUGAGAAGAAAAUAUUCGAGUGUGAGAAAACAGAGUUGGAGUUUGGAAACCAGCUGGAGAGUAAGUGGACUGUGCUGGGAACUCUGAUCCAGGAGUACGGGCUGCUGCAGAGGAGGCUGGAGAACAUGGAGAACCUGCUGAAGAACAGGAACUUCUGGAUCCUGAGGCUUCCUCCUGGUAUUAAUGGAGAAGUCCCCAAGGUGCCGGUGAUGUUUGAGGACAGCGCUGUCUUCUCUCAGGAGGAGUGGGAGAACUUAGAAGACUGGCAGAAGGAGCUGUACAAGAAUGUGAUGAAGGGGAAUUAUGAAUAUAUGAUCUCACUGGACUAUGCAAUUUCCAAACCUGACAUCCUGUCCCGAAUUGAGCGAGGGGAAGAGCCGUGUGUGAGGGGUCAGCGGGAGUCGGAGGAAAGAGAAACCACUGCAGAUCCCAGCACAGCGGCUGCGAUUCCUACCCUCGAACUCUCCGCUCAGAUUAAACAAGAGCAAGAGCCAGUUGCCGAGGAGCAGCAGGAUGCGGAAGAAAGAGAAGCCCCUACAGAGCCCAUGGCAGAUGACACCUGGCUCGCCAGCCACGAGAAGAACAAGGAGCAAGAUUCACAGGAGCUGGAGCCGCACUGGACUGCGGCUCAGAGACCGGAAGAGAAUAUUUACCAUAGUGCCGAGCACGGCCUUCCCUCCAAUGGUCCAAACAUGACCCUGGCAGUACAUAUGCCAGAGAAACCCACCCAGCAUGAGAGAGACUUCAGCCCCUUGAAAGCCAGCACCGUGUGCCCGGGGGCCCCCGUGACGGAGCGGCCCUAUCUCUGCCCCGAGUGCGGGAAGUGCUUCAGCCGCAGGGAGCACUUCGUGCAACACCAGCGCACCCACACGGGCGAGCGCUCCUACGUGUGCCCCGAGUGCGGCAAGGGCUUCACGCAGCAGUCCAACCUCACCAACCACUACCGCACCCACACCGGCGAGCGCGCCCACGUGUGCCCCGAGUGCGGCAAGGGCUUCAUCCACCAGUCCACGCUCACCACCCACCUCCGCACCCACACCGGCGAGAAGCCCUACAAGUGCAGCGUCUGCGCCAAGUGCUUCAGCCGCCUCUCCACCCUGCUGGAGCACCAGCGCACCCACACCGGCGAGAAGCCCUACAAGUGCCUGGAGUGCGAGAAACGCUUCAGCCGCCUCUCCACACUGGUGGAGCACCGGCGCACACACACCGGCGAGAAGCCGUACAAGUGCGCCCAGUGCGAGAAGAGCUUCACCCGCCUCACCAACCUGACCGUGCACCAGAACACCCACGCCGGCGAGCGCGCCUACAAGUGCACCCAGUGCGGCAAGAGCUUCGCCCAGAAGCCCUACUUCCUCAAGCACCUGCGCAACCACACCAAGGAGAAGCUCUACAAGUGCCUGGAGUGCGGCAAGAGCUUCGUCUGCCACUCCUGGCUGGUGCGCCACCAGAUGAUCCACACGGGCGAGCGGCCCUACCAGUGCGGCGACUGCGGGAAGAGCUUUGUGCAGAAGGAGCACCUCUUGAAGCACCAGCGCGUCCACACGGGCGAGCGGCCCUUCCAGUGCUCCGCCUGUGCCAAGAGCUUCCGCUGUCAGCAGUCUCUGAGGCUGCACCAGUGCGCGCACGCCGGCCAGCAGGGUGGCACACCGGCCGCAGUGGGGGCCGAGUUCAAGAACCAGCAGCUGUACCUGAAAAUGGAAAAUACUGGGUAGUAGGGGGUCGAGCCCUGCGUUGGGAGCUGCACGGGGAGAGCCUCCCCCAGAGACUAGCCAGAUCCGCCCCAUGUGAAACACUGCAGUGAAUCCCACGCCCUCUCUGCAUGCCAGAUGGGAGGGGAGCGCUCGCCGCGAGGGACGGUGACGCAAGACCGUAUUGAAUGUGAGCUGCAAGCAGCCGUUACGUGCCACGCCUGGGGAAGAGACCCCACGACGGACUGAACAAUGCGUUGGAAGCGUCUAAGCGGCCGCAGCUGUUUUGUUUGUACGAACAGUCUCCUGAGCACUGGCACCGCCGGCGGGAACGUCGCCGGCGGGAACGUCGCCAGCAGGCUCUGCUCUGCAGGGAUGGGCAGUGCAGGCCUACGAGCUGCUGUCACGUGAACGACUUCCUGCCGCGACUGAAGAAGUGGAGCAGAGGCUGUUGGGAGUGAGCGUCAGCAGGCGUGCUGGGUUAACAGUACUUUGUCCUCCAGGGUGCUACAGACAAAUGCACUCUGCUUGCCUGUGCUGCACGGCUUCCCGCAGUCAGUACGGCUGGGGGCUCGGAGGUGCGGUGAGGCUGAGAAGUGCCUGCAUUUGCACUGCAAGCCAGGGGCAGAGCCAGGUCUACACUACAGGCCGCCUAUGCUCUUACCGCUCGGCCUCACCACCUUCAGCCCUCCUGAAAUGGAAGCCGAGCUCCACCCUGGCGGAUGAGAGCAGGAAUGCAGCAUCCGGCUCGCCUGUCCGUGGAAGCGAUUGGCAAACUCGAAGCCGUGAUUUCUGGUCUAUUGGUGACUGGUUCUGUUUGUGACACUCCGGCUUCCCACUGCAGCUGGUGGGGGGGUGGUACCCUCAAAUACCCUGGAGCAGCAGCAAAAGAUAAAGUUAAGCUGGGUGCAGGGUGGUCAAAACAUGAGUGUCAGUGAGGUGUGAUGAUCUGCCUGCCGCAGGAAGGCCGACUCUAGGCGUAUUUCACUUUAAAGGGCAAAACACGUAAUUCAGAAGUUAAAAGGGCUAGGGAGGAAUUGGAGCCAAGCUCAAUUCCGAUGACCAUCGCCUGACCUAGGAGUAGUGUGGGUGCUCGUGAGAACGCUCCAGAGCAGGCAUUGCAUCUGCCACAGCAGCGCUAACUACAACGGAGCGUCCGGUUGGGGGUUCAGCCCUCCCCCGCUAAUCACGCAGCAGAUCUGCUCUGGCUACGAGCUAUUUACCUUCCCAAUAGCCGCCUGCAGGCCUCCCUCAAAUGAGACCUGCAGCUACAAGCUUUGGAAGCUUUCAGGCCUGUCUACACAGCUGGGUUUGUUUGUUUUUGGGGGCCUUGGCCCCCUGAGAAGAUGACAGGUAACAGUUCCCUGCAGAGCAGCUGUGAUCAUGCCUGUGUUUGCAGGUCUGCCAUGGGCCUAGCUGGGGUUUGAUCAGUGCAUUCUGGGCUGCUGUUCUGUAGUGCUUCUGUGGAGCUAGAGCACCCAAAGCACAGGAUGUUGGGAACCGUUCGGAAAGGGAUAGUUGAGGCAGAAACUCUCAAAAUGACGCGCUACAAAUCCAUGGUGCAGCCACACCGUGAAUAGUGAGUGCAGUCCUGGCCACUGCCUCUCACAAAAGACACAUUAGAAUUGGAGAAGAUACAGAGAAGGGUAACCAAAAUGAUUAGGGGUAUGGAACGGCUUCCAUAAGAGGAGAGAUUAAAAAGACUGGGACUUUUCAGCUUGGAAAAGAGACGGCUAAGGAGGGAUA